CAAGCUCACCACGAGCAAACGAAGAAGCAUCACACCACCGGCACCACCUGUCCCGGCCCGUUCCCUCAUCCGGCCCAGCCCAUCGCAUCCACCGCGGACACCGCGAUCCAUGCGGUGGUGACCACCCGGCCCCAGCACCAGACUUCCCGUGCCCCGGGCCCCUUCCCUCUCCCAGCCUAUGCGGUCAUCCGCAAGGCCGCUCUCCAAGUUUAUGUGACUAGCACCCCCAAGCCCAAGGGGCUCCCUCGCCCGUAA
Messenger RNA from Neurospora tetraspora, 255 nucleotides. RefSeq lists its product as uncharacterized. The annotation marks the transcript as partial. Lineage: Eukaryota; Fungi; Ascomycota; Sordariomycetes; Sordariales; Sordariaceae. The record is from RefSeq and is a predicted model, not a curated record. The transcript has a single exon.